AUGGGUUCUUCAGUCUUUACUAUGAUAGUGGUGGCGGUAUCCUUAGUCGAAGCAAUGUCGCUUGCAAAGUUGGGUGAAGCAAGUGUGAACAUGAUCAGAGCAGCUCCAGAUUUCGUCAGGCGUCCGUCGGAUAAGCAGAAUCAAGAACAGAAUCGAAAAUGGAACCGUCCUGGAAUGCCUGGAACGCCAGAGGGUGAUUGUCGACCAUUUCCCCGCCCAAAUACCGAGUGGCAUCCAACUGGACCACCAGAUCACGCUCAUCCAUCUUGGACACAACCAGCACAGACAAAUGCUCCUCCAGUGCCUCAGCCAAGUACACCAGCAGGACAGUGUCCAGAAAUCUGGCAAACAAUCAUCGCAGAUCUGAGCAAGAGGUUUAUUGGAGCUGAUAGACAAUGUACUGAUGACGCACGAGCGGCUAUCCGCGGAGCAUUCCACGAUUGUGCAACCUGGUCGGAAGACCAGGGCUACAGCGGCGGUUGUGACGGGUCGCUCGUCAACGCCGAUGAAUUCGCUGACCGCAUCGAAAACACCGGACUCGCAGAUUGGUCCGUCAAGGUCAAAGGACUGAAAAUCGCUUAUCCCAGUGUAUCUGUUGCAGAUCUCAUCGCCGUCAGCGCCAGUGUUGCAAUUGUCUCAUGUCCCGGAGGUCCUAGAAUCAAGACAUAUGUUGGAAGAAACGAUAGCAUGACGGGUUCGCAGCGUGGCGCAUUGCCGAGCCCUUUCGCUGACGGCGAGACGAACUAUCAGUUGUUCCUGAAGAAGGGAAUUAACGAGACGGAAUUGGCUGGAUUGAUGGGGGCACAUUCGGUGUCCAAAGCUUUCGGGACAUCGAAAAUUACUGUUGGAGCUGCUCAAGAUACCACCCCAGGAAUAUGGGAUACUACAUAUUACUCUGAAGUCUUCAAGCCAUGUCCAGGCAUGACACCCUUCACGAGCGAUACCAACCUCGCUCAACACCCAAAAGUCGGACCGGAGAUGGCGAAAAUGAUCAACAACAAGGCCAGAUUCGACUUCAUGUUUACCAACGCGAUGGAAAAGAUGAUGAGAAUGGGUGUCCACCAGGAGAAUCUUGUUGAGUGUACGAAUUGGGUUCCCAGGGGAACCAACAGCAGAGAGAUGAGAGGAAAUGCGAUCAACGCGAGGAUCCGCUGA
This is a messenger RNA of Glarea lozoyensis ATCC 20868, 1155 nucleotides long. RefSeq names its product Heme-dependent peroxidase. The record is from RefSeq and is a predicted model, not a curated record. Gene Ontology annotation, biological process: response to reactive oxygen species; cellular response to oxidative stress; hydrogen peroxide catabolic process. Lineage: Eukaryota; Fungi; Ascomycota; Leotiomycetes; Helotiales; Helotiaceae. Gene Ontology annotation, molecular function: peroxidase activity; heme binding. The transcript has 2 exons. Bases 1 to 1155 code for a protein of 384 amino acids.